AUGUCUGCAUAUGCAUCCGCCUACCCGCCCGACACCCCCUUCGACCCAGCCUACAAGGCCUUCUUCGAGCAAUUCUACGCCGUUUCGGAUGAUCCUGGGGCGCAUGAGGUGUAUGUGGAGAACUUCACGCGGGAUGCGAUUGUGAUUAUGGCGUCGAGGAAGGUGGUGGGGCGUGAUGCCAUCCUCGCCCUCCGCCACUCCAUGUGGGAAAAAGUCGCCUCGCGCAAACACACUGCCUUCAAAGUCUUCCCCUUUGGUGCAAACAGCAAUGAAGUCAUGAUCUACGGCAGCGUCACGUACGGUUUGAAAAGCGGGGGGGAAUCCAGUUUGGAUUGGGCGGCGAGGGCGCAUUUGGUCAAGGACGACGCGGAUGGGAGGGUGAAGAUGGAUUUUUAUCAGGUUUAUCUUGAUACGGGGGCUCAGCCACAGGCCAAAUGA
Messenger RNA from Plenodomus lingam JN3, 438 nucleotides. RefSeq lists its product as uncharacterized. The record is from RefSeq and is a predicted model, not a curated record. Lineage: Eukaryota; Fungi; Ascomycota; Dothideomycetes; Pleosporales; Leptosphaeriaceae.